This is a messenger RNA of Antrostomus carolinensis (chuck-will's-widow), 360 nucleotides long. Its product is annotated as proteasomal ATPase-associated factor 1-like. Gene Ontology annotation, molecular function: protein binding. The record is from RefSeq and is a predicted model, not a curated record. The annotation marks the transcript as partial. The transcript is spliced from 4 exons. Lineage: Eukaryota; Metazoa; Chordata; Aves; Caprimulgiformes; Caprimulgidae.
GUGUUCCUCUUCGUUGGAUCUGAUGCGUUCAACUGCUGCACAUUCCUCUCAAGUACCUAUCUCCUGGCUGGGACUCAGGAUGGGAACAUUUAUCACCUGGAUGUGAGAAACACCAAUGCUCCAAUCCAGGUCAUCCACAGGUCAGGAGCGCCGGUGCUCUCAUUGCUGCCGUACCGAGAUGGAUUUGUCGCUAGCCAAGGUGAUGGAACCUGCUUUAUCAUUCAGCAAGACCUCGAUUAUGUCCUCGAUCUCACAGAAGCUGACUGCGACCCUGUGUACAAGGUAGCUUCUUGGGAAAAGCAAAUUUACACAUGCUGCAGAGACGGGAUAGUGAGGAGAUAUCAACUUUCUGACCUUUAA